Messenger RNA from Trichomycterus rosablanca, 2259 nucleotides. RefSeq names its product solute carrier family 6 member 16a (gene slc6a16a). Gene Ontology annotation, cellular component: plasma membrane. The transcript is spliced from 13 exons. Bases 157 to 2241 code for a protein of 694 amino acids. Gene Ontology annotation, biological process: sodium ion transmembrane transport. The record is from RefSeq and is a predicted model, not a curated record. Lineage: Eukaryota; Metazoa; Chordata; Actinopteri; Siluriformes; Trichomycteridae.
GCACCGAGUGAACCGAGACUAUAGUGAAACGUGGCGAGCAGAGAACUGCUGUGAGUCAAAAGAACAACUUCCCCAAACACACCGAGGUCAGACAGACUGAGUGACCACGUUUCAGACUGGUCUUUACUGGGCUUGGGGGCAGUGACUGAACUGAGAAUGGAGAAGCCCCCUCUACCCAGCGACGAGGACGUUCCCGAGAUGGAGGACACUCGCUCAGCCAUAACUCUGGUUCCAGAGGACGAGGAGCCUGGUGAAGAGGUGGGGCAGGGGGACGAGCGUCCUGCCUGGGACAGCAAGUUACAGUAUGUCCUGGCACAAGUGGGCUUCAGCGUGGGCCUAGGCAACGUUUGGAGAUUUCCUUAUCUCUGUCACCAAAACGGAGGAGGUGCAUUCAUGCUGCUGUACGUGAUGCUGCUGCUGAUCAUUGGAGUUCCUCUGUUCUUCAUGGAGCUGGCUGCAGGGCAGAAUAUACGGCAGGGCAGCAUUGGGGUCUGGAAACACAUCUCACCGUACCUCUCUGGGAUCGGCUUCUCCAGCUGUGUGGUAUGUUUCUUCAUGGCUCUGUAUUAUAAUGUGAUCAUCUCCUGGGCACUGUUCUACCUGGGGAGCUCCUUCCAGUACCCAUUACCAUGGCAACAGUGCCCUAAAGAACUUGCCAGCAACCAGACAGUGAAGGAGUGUGCCGCCAGCUCUCCAACCUCAUAUUUCUGGUUCCGUAAGGCUCUGGAUAUCUCUGAUUCUAUCGAUCAAUCUGGAGAGUUUAACCUAGUCAUGACCGGUUGCCUGCUCGCUGCCUGGGUUAUUGUCUGUCUUGCUAUGAUUAAAGGCAUCAAGUCCUCUGCCAAGGUAAUGUACUUCUCCUCAGUUUUCCCAUAUGCUGUUCUCUUCUGCUUUCUGAUUAGAGGACUGAUGUUGGAUGGAGCCAUGGACGGACUUUCCUACCUGAUUUUCCCUAAAAUAGAGAUCUGGGGAGAGGUCCAGGUAUGGCGACAAGCCGCCACCCAGGUUUUCUUCGCUCUCGGUUUGGGCUACGGCUCCGUGAUCGCUUACUCGUCUUACAACCCCGUGAACAACAACUGCCACCGCGACGCCCUCAUGGUUUCCGCCAUCAACUUCACGACCUCGGUGCUCGCCUCGCUCGUCGUCUUUGCCGUCCUCGGCUUCCGGGCCAAGGGCAUUGCUCUGAAGUGUGUAGUGACGAACGUGGGUAAAAUGGCCGAGAUGGCGGCGUCGGGUUCGGCUGAUCACUGGUGGCCGUGGUUCAACAUGUCUGACCCGAAAUCUGUGGAUCUGCAGGACUACAGGGAGUGGUACAGACAUUAUGGAAGCCUGCUGGGGCCAAACGUCACUGACUGUAACGUAGAGAGAGAAAUGAACAAGGGAGUGGAAGGGACCGGUCUAGCAUUCAUAGCAUUCACGGAAGCCAUGGCAUCGUUUCCAGCCAGCCCGUUUUGGUCGGCGCUGUUUUUCCUCAUGCUGCUGAACCUCGGCCUGUCCACCAUGUUCGGCACCAUGCAGGGUAUCCUCACCCCCCUCAUGGACAACUUUAAACUGCUGGGUCGCCACAAAACGAUACUUACAGUGGUAAGCUGCGUCCUAGGCUUCCUGAUCGGACUGCUCUUCACUCAGCGGAGCGGCAACUACUUCGUGACCAUGUUCGAUGAUUAUUCCGCCACUCUGCCCCUAAUGAUCGUCGUCAUCUUCGAGACAGUCAGUGUGGCGUGGAUCUACGGUGCUGAUCGGUUUUUGGAUGACGUGGAGGUGAUGUUGAAAUGGCGCCCCCCAGUGAUCUACAAGUACAUGUGGAAGUAUGUGUGUCUGCUGGCUAUGGUGGGUCUCCUGACUGCUAGUCUGAUACGCAUGUUCUUCAAAUGGCCCACCUACACGGCAUGGAACCACACCACGGGAUCCGAAAAUGCCUUGGAGUACCCAGGCUGGGCGUUGGCAAUGCUUUCUUUACUCAUUAUCGUCGCCUCUCUCCCAGUGCCUAUCGGAGUUGUUCACUCCUUGUUAACCCGUAAGCGUGACCCAUCAGAGACAGAGGGCAUGAGCGAGCACCACAGAGAAAGAUACUCCAAAUGCAAUUCCGCCGAACCCGAACUCAACAACCACCACCCCUCACUGGAUGAGGACGCUAGCCAGCCCCUAGCUAACUUUCUGCACGUGGCCGUGGAUCACUACAGACUCCUUCCACAACAGGAAGACGGGGAGGAGGACGAGGAGGAUGACACGGAGCUGUAAAGGAGGUCUGUCAUGAAU